UCUUAAGAUAAGACUUCGGUAAUUCACUAUAAAUAGUUGGACAGGACUACAAUUGAUACUGCACAGAUAGCCUACAUUACUUUCUUGUUGAAUAUUUGCUCACAUUCUCCAUCAAUGGAAUCGUGCUGCAUUGAGCAGUUUCUCGAGGGAAAGACCAUUUUCAUCACUGGUGCAACGGGCUACCUUGCAAAGAUUCUCACUGAGAAGAUACUCAGAGUCCAACCAAAUGUGAAGAAGAUGUACUUGAUAAUAAGAGCUCCAGAUUCAAAUUCAGCUAAACAACGCUUUAACAACGAGGUUAUAAAAACUGAUCUGUUCGGAGUUCUGAGGGAGAAGUUGGGCGCCAACCUACAUGGCUUUAUAGAAGACAAAGUUUUCCCAGUUGCAGGGGAUAUAGAUUGUGAUAGUUUGGGGAUAAAUUCGGAGCUGAAAGAUGAGAUGUGCAGAGAAAUAGACAUAAUUGUAAACUCAGCUGCAACAACUAGAUUUAAUGAAAGAUAUGAUACUGCAAUAAGGACCAAUGUAUUGGGUGCCAUGCAUGUUCUCAAUUUUUCCAAGCAGUGUUCAAAACUUAUGAUGCUUCUCCAUGUAAGCACAGCCUAUGUUUGUGGGGAAAAGGAAGGAUUGAUACUAGAGAAGCCAUUGAACUACGGUGAGACGCUUAAUGGAAGCUCUCACUUAGACAUAGACAUGGAGCAGAAGUUGGUAGAGGAGGCACUAAAGGAACUUCAAGAUAGAAAUGCCACUGAAAAAGAAGUUAGGCUAGCUAUGAGAGUUCUAGGUAUUGAGAGGGCAAGGCAACAUGGAUGGCCAAACACAUACUCAUUCACAAAAUCAAUGGGAGAGAUGCUUUUGGGACACCUCAAGGAGGAUCUCCAACUCAUAAUUCUACGGCCAACGAUUAUAUUGAGCACCUACAAGGAGCCAUUCCCUGGAUGGAUUGAAGGAAUGAAAACCGCGGACACGUUCAUUGUUGGCUAUGGUAAAGGAAAACAGAAACUUGCAAUGGGUGGCAGAGAAACCAUAACAGAUGUGGUAUGUGAGUCAGUCAUAUGUAUAUAUAGUGUACCUUAUGUCAGCUGGUAUAAAUCAUUUCAUCUAGUUACAUUUUGAGUUCCUAAGUAUUUACUAAUUCCUUAAUGCCAUCUUGCAAUUUUGCCUAGAUUCCAGCUGAUAUGGUCGUAAACU
Solanum verrucosum is the source of this 1188-nucleotide messenger RNA. RefSeq names its product probable fatty acyl-CoA reductase 4. The transcript has 8 exons. The record is from RefSeq and is a predicted model, not a curated record. Gene Ontology annotation, molecular function: alcohol-forming very long-chain fatty acyl-CoA reductase (NADP+) activity. Gene Ontology annotation, biological process: suberin biosynthetic process; long-chain fatty-acyl-CoA metabolic process. Lineage: Eukaryota; Viridiplantae; Streptophyta; Magnoliopsida; Solanales; Solanaceae. The coding region runs from base 115 to 1113 and encodes 332 amino acids. Gene Ontology annotation, cellular component: intracellular membrane-bounded organelle.